Nicotiana attenuata is the source of this 1317-nucleotide messenger RNA. RefSeq lists its product as uncharacterized. Bases 1 to 1317 code for a protein of 438 amino acids. Lineage: Eukaryota; Viridiplantae; Streptophyta; Magnoliopsida; Solanales; Solanaceae. The transcript has a single exon. Gene Ontology annotation, biological process: negative gravitropism; response to red or far red light. The record is from RefSeq and is a predicted model, not a curated record.
AUGGGUGAGGGAAUGAAAUCUGCAGCUAAACCAUCUUCAAACAUUUCUGAAAUCGUCUCCAAAUUUGCCAAAGUUUGUAAAUUUAGGUCCAUUGGGGUCUUCACUUCCGAAAACCUUGACAAUAAUCAACAUGAACUGUACCUGAAUAAUGACAACAACUUUCCCAAAGUGGUUGAAGAAAGCAGUAGUGAGGAAGCUGGAUGUGAUGCUAUUAAAGUUGAUCUUCCGAGUGAUGCUAAAAGAUCUGGUCGGAUUGACCAAAUCUUGAAAUUGUUUGACACUGUUUCAGCAUUGAAAGUAGCUUAUGUUCAGCUCCAACAAGCUCACAUUCCUUAUGAUCCUGAUAAUAUAAGAGCUGCUGAUGAAGUUAUUGUCUCUCAGCUUGAGUCGCUGUGCAAGAUUAAGCGAUCAUACAAAGAGCGGCAGUUGAAGGAUUUGAACUCGUUCUCAGCCACUUCAGCUCUCUUGCUUGCAGAAAUUCAAGUUAAAGAGAGACUUCUGGACAAGUUGAAAUCCCAACUUAAGAUUAAGGAGUCCAAGGUUGUUAAUUUUCGACAAGAGCUUCAUGAUUUGGAGUUGAGGAACAGGAAGAUGGCUGAAAUUUUGAACAAGAGUGUAAAGGAGAGUUCGAGAAUGCUGAGUUUCACUUCCUUUGAGGCCACUGUUGAAGCUGUGUCAAAGGCUGUCCAUGAUUUUUCCAAGCCAUUAAUUGCCUUGAUGAAAGUCUCAGGCUGGGAUCUAGACAAAGCAGCCGAGGCAAUUGAAAGGUCCGUUGUGUAUUCGAAGAGGUCGCACAAGAAAUAUGCUUUUGAAGCUUAUAUUGCUAGGAGGAUGUUCAAUGAAUUCUCGCAUCAAUCUUGCAAUGUCGACAGAAUUAUGAAGCUCGAUGAUCCAAUCGAUGCCCUGAUUAUAGAUACAGAAUCUGCUUUUGCCCAAUUCUGCAGAGAAAAGUAUCUGUCCAUAGUUCAUCCUAUGAUGGAAAAAUCUUUCUUUGGUAAUGUCGACCAUAGGACAUUAGUAAGCAACGGGAUGCAUCCCCAGACACCAUUCUAUCGAGCAUUUGUGAAAAUGGCAAGAUGUGUCUGGAUUCUGCAGGCUGCUGCAGCUUCAGUUGAACCUAGAGGUGAAAUAUUUAGAGUGAAGAGAGGAAGUCAUUUCUCCAAUAUGUAUAUGGAGAGUGUGGAGGAGUUUAACAAAGAUGUUGUGCUCAAUCUUGGGCAUGAGAAAUGUAGAGUUGAACUUAUGGUCAUGCCUGGGUUCCUAAUUGGGAACACAGUUAUUAGGUCUCGAGUUUAUCUCUCGAAUAUGGAUGAGUGA